Lasiosphaeria miniovina is the source of this 1782-nucleotide messenger RNA. RefSeq lists its product as uncharacterized. Gene Ontology annotation, biological process: cellular response to glucose starvation; regulation of mitotic metaphase/anaphase transition. Gene Ontology annotation, molecular function: protein serine/threonine phosphatase inhibitor activity. The record is from RefSeq and is a predicted model, not a curated record. NCBI's taxonomy places the organism in Eukaryota, Fungi, Ascomycota, Sordariomycetes, Sordariales, Lasiosphaeriaceae. Bases 94 to 1680 code for a protein of 528 amino acids. The transcript is spliced from 3 exons.
GCCCUGGCUCUCAUCUGAGGAGACUCUUGGAAAGGCGACCCGCCUUCCGCAAACGUCGCCGCUGUUGCCGCACCGCCACCACCAUAAGACAUCAUGGACUCAGACCGCCCUCUCGAUUCCUCACCAACAGUGUUGCCGACGAGUAAUGCCAAUGGCUCGAGCAGCUCCCUUGGUGCUCCAACUGUCUCACCCCCAGAGCGCAGCAAUUCGCAGUCAAGUCACCACAAGCCAGGCCAUAUCGCUUCACAUCGACAGAGUUUCGCCGAGAACCAGAGGCACCCCCCGCCAUCACCUCGCGCCCACAGACACCCCUCCUUUACCCAGCAGGCGAUCCAGGAGUUACUGAACCACCCACCAUCUAACCGCCAUCCUAACACCCGCUAUGCUGGUAGAGAGUGGCGGGACAUUGCUCUUGGGGAGCUGGCGUCGGAUGAGGUUAGGUGGGUUGACUUGGACACAAGCAUUGAGGAUGCGACCAUGCUUCUUGUUAAGAACAACCCAAGCAAUGUUGUGCUUGUCCGCGAGACGCCCGCCUCGACCACUGCCGUCUCCACAUUUGAUCACAAUGACCUGAACGCAUACCUGCUCGUGGUUUUAGGCCUUGCGAAACCUGACGAAGAGCAUGUUGAGCUAUAUGAUGGAAUUUCGAAGAAAGCACAAUCGCAAACUGCCAUAGCCUUGCGUGAGAUCCAAUCAAUUUGCCGCAAGGAACAGCUAGUGGCACUGCCAGCCGAACUGACUCUCGACAAGGCGAUGGAGGCCUUUGGGAGCGGAAUUCAUCGUCUUCUACUUACAAACCAGGCAUCCGAAGUUGUUGGCAUCCUCAGCCAGCUACGCUUGCUCGAGUUCUUUUGGAACGAGGCUGUUAACUUCCCGGUGAUUGACCGAUUGUAUGGAAGUGUACUCCGAGAUCUCCAGAUCGGAACCCAGCAGAUCAUUGCCAUCAAUGCCGACGCGCCUCUUGCUGAUGCCUUGCUGCUGAUGAAUACCGAGGGACUUAGUUCAGUGGCGGUUGUCGACCAUGGGUUGAAUGUUGUCGGGAAUAUCUCCACAGCAGAUGUCAGGCUCCUGACCAGUGCGGCAAGUCUCCCACUGCUCAAAAGCUCUUCCAUGCACUUCAUCAGCGUGAUCUUGUCCGAGCGCGGUGUCGAACGUGGUCGCGAUUCCUUCCCCGUCUUCUACGUGAACCCGUAUUCGACGCUCGCCCACACGGUCGCCAAGCUUGUCGCAACCCACUCUCACCGCAUGUGGGUUGUCGAGUCUGCCUCACCCUCCCCAAGUGCCCCUGCCACGCCUCUCCUUCAGCCGAGCUACCCGAGUGGGACCCUCGCGAGCGCCCCAGCGGCUGCCCCCGGAGCGGUCACAGGCGCCGGAAGCAGCCCACCCCCUGGUCCGUCAAUUAUCGUCCCUCCGGCUACUCCUGUGCUCUCAGCACCGCAAUCUCCUCUCCCAGGUCAGAGCUUUGUGUCCGUGCCAUCCGCCGCGUUACCAGGGGCUGGCUUGUCUGGUAGGCUGACAGGUGUGGUGUCCUUGACCGACAUCCUGAACUUGUUUGCCAGAUCAGGAGGUCUCCAUCCAUCGGAUCCUGCCGAGCAGCGCGCCCGCCGGAGACGAAGCUCGAGCAGCUCGGUGCGACCAAAUCUUGAGGGCGGACGGGUAAGCCUGGAUGUUAGGAGAUGAGCCAAAGCGUACGGGAGAAACGUCGCAUAAUUAAUAUAGCUCAGCCCACGAGGCUGAAUAGCUAGACAUGCAAAAUCAUAAAGCCGUAAAUUUUCAUCAGCU